This is a messenger RNA of Nicotiana tabacum (common tobacco), 745 nucleotides long. NCBI's taxonomy places the organism in Eukaryota, Viridiplantae, Streptophyta, Magnoliopsida, Solanales, Solanaceae. The record is from RefSeq and is a predicted model, not a curated record.
CGAAAUGCAGAAUUUUUUUAACGCAGGUGACUUGAAUUGCCCUUUAAAAUGAAAAAGUGUAGCUGGUGAAAACACUAAAAAAAGUGCUCCUUUUUCUGUUUCCGAUCAAGUGGUAGUUAAUUACGCAUACGGCCGAUCCAUGGCGGGGAGGAAUCCACCGCCGUACAGGCCAAGAGGGGGAGUCAACUUUUCUUCUUCUUCCAGAUCCUUCCAUCCUUCCCGCAACUCGACCAAAAAUGUCAAUUCAGAAGAACGGAAGAAGGCAAGCUCUAGCAAUUGGGACAAUAAAGCCGCCAUUGAUGGAGAUAUUGAUGAUAUUCAGAAUUUAUCUCCCUUAGUUGGAACCUGCCCUUUCAUGUGUCCUGUUGAGGAGAGGGAAAAGCGAGAGCGGCUGAGAGACUUAGCUGUGUUCGAGAGGCUAUAUGGAAAUCCUGCCAAAUCAUCACCAAGCCUUGCUGUUAAAAAGUUCUGCAGGACUAUAUCCGGAAAGACUGUGCAAGAUUCUGAUGUGAGGCCUCUCUCAGUGUUGGAAGACACUUUAAAUUAUCUGAGUAACUUGCUGUACUCUACAGAGCAUCCCUUUGAGGUGGUUCAUGACUUCAUCUUUGAUAGGAUGAGAUCCAUUAGACAAGAUCUAAGCAUGCAAAAUAUCGCUUGCAGUCGAGUGGUCUCUAUGUAUGAGAGAAUGGUAUGCUCAUUUAAUCAGAUUAUCUUAUCCAAAAGAACUUGAAUUAGAUCUGAAUCG